Molecule: messenger RNA, 2392 nt
Organism: Actinia tenebrosa (Australian red waratah sea anemone)
Lineage: Eukaryota; Metazoa; Cnidaria; Anthozoa; Actiniaria; Actiniidae
Source: RefSeq, a predicted model, not a curated record
UCCGCUUGGCAUCUUAUUUUUAUUUGUUAUAAAACGCUGGUUGAUAGAAAUGAGAAUUUCAAGUGUUCAUCAUCGUGAAAGUAUUCCACGACCUACAUACAUUACGGGUCAACAUACCACACCGCUCUUUGUUGACGGAUCAGCACCUAUUGUGGGAUCGAAUGUGUUAGCAGAUGAGCACGCGCUCCUAUUCACGUAGCAUUUACGACCAACUAAUCACCUAACUACCCACUCGUUUGAAUAGCUCGUGUAUUGUUUUGAAGCUAUUACUCAAAGCUGUAGUUCUUCUGGCUGUAUAGAGAAACUCUGAAAUAACUGUAUAGCGACAUAUCAAGUGUAUUUUCCGUUAACACAAUAAGAUAUUGUUCGCUUAAGACAGGGUUCAAUGAUAAUACACGUGACUCGAAAGGAAUUAGUUGAGAGUUGAUCUUUACAAGAUCUUUUGCAGAUGUGAGUAGAACUAUGUUGGGGAAGCGUAAAACAGUUUUUCGCUACCUUGUCCUCAUCGUUCUUGUCUCAUGGACAAGGGCAGAAAUUAUUCCAAACGACGAACAAUGGUUUGAAAUCAUAGACACUCCGCCACUAGGAAGACGAUCCGGACCAGUAAAAGAUUUCUGGAUACGAGUGAAGGAAGGGACGACAUUUGUGGAUGAAAACAUUCGUAUCGACACAGCAAGCAAAACAGAGCGCUUCCAUAUUCUCUCUUACGAUAAAGUAGACGAGGGUAUUAUUCUUAACGACUUCACGAAGAACUGGACGAUUAUCAAACUCCCUAAAAAGAAACAGUGUUUUCUUCAAAAAUUGAAUCCCUCAAUACCACCACCACAGAAGCUUAAAUCAAAUAUAGAAAAGGUCAUUGCUUUCAAUGGAACCAACAAUACCAUCAACAUAGACAUCUCUGAGAAGUCAUCAUGGAAAGUAAAGGAUGUGGUCUUAAAUCGAAAUAUUCUAAGCAACGAAAUGAAUAACCUAUGCUCCAACAUUCCAGUCUAUGAAAUCUUUAGGACAAGUGGUCAGCUCUAUCUCCAAGGACUUAAAAGACAAGGAAGAAGCCCUUCUUUUCGCCGAGCAGCCUGUGGAGGGGUUGUCUGUAGUCAUUACUGGCAAUUGUACUGUAAGGCCUAUGUAGCUGGAAAAGGUUGUAUAUGGGUCAAAAUCAAACGGUAUGGCUGCCAAAACAUUACAUGUUAAUGUCAAGACUAUAUGUACAACAAGGGCAUGAACUGAUUGACUGAGGAUUCUAAAAAAAAAACCACAAGACUGGUAUUAUUUCUCAAACAACUCACACAAUUUUGCUAAGAGUAGCUGUUAAGGGUUCUAUUAACACUUUUCAAAGAAAAAUAUAUUUAAGAAUGUAAAUUUAAAAAGUAAGACUAAACUUAAAGUGAGUAAUGUACACAAGUCAUAGUGAUAGGGCAAUGUUUGUGUGUGCUUAAUUUAUCAAGUGCUUAUUGUAGUUUUAUUGGUUAUGAGUGGAAGCCAUUCCACUCUUACUUAAACAAGGAUUUUCUGCUUAAGGACGUUUAUGGGCAUUGCUCACACGCAUCUAUUUUACAAAUGAGUUCUCGUUGUGAUGUUAUUUUAGUCUUUAAUAUUGAAAAAAUAAAAACUUUAUGAUUACUAGCUAAAAAUCUGAAGAUCAAAACGUAAUCACAUAUUUUGAGCAUUUAAAAAUUGGGAUUCUGUUCUUGUAGCUGAAUACGACAACUUAUCCUUUUCACUUCCUGUGGAGCAAAACAGCAAGAUAAUGUAGCCUAAUGAAAUUUUACAUUUCUAAUAUUCAAUGUUCAAUGUUUAAAUGCAAAGUAAUUAUAAUUUUGCAAUGAAGUGGUCAUUUUCUAGAGGACUGUGAAAAACGGGAGCAAUCAAAUUAUUUUUCAGUAAGAUGACUUUUUGUGAUAACUUUCCAUUACAAGCACGAACGUCCAUGCAAUCUGUCAGCUUAAAGAAGUUGGUAACCCCAAUUUCUUAUUCCCAUAUUUUACCACUAGUAUGAUAUACUUUCAUCAUAUAAAGUUUGUAAAAAAUCUGGAUGAUGAAAUCUUUUGCCCAUGAACGUCUUUAACAGUACAUGAAAUCUAUCCAAAGAAAUGUCAUUUAACUAAAGUAAAGAAAAGGAAACGAGGGAAAAUGGGAUGUAAUAAAAGGGUUGUAUAAGUAAAUUAUAAGCAUCUAAAAUAUUGCAGGAGGUGUCUGAUAGCCAACACAAUAUUUCAUGAAUGAUCACAAACCACACAUUCAAAAUAUUGUUUGGGUGCACUUAAGCUCUACUUUAAUAAUUAGAUCUUAUUAAUCAAGCAGGAGGUCUGUACGGGAUAAUCUUGACCGAGGUCUGUACCCGACYGAGGUCAAGAUUAUCCCGUACAGACCGACCAAGCUCGGUUGAUAAGAG